This is a messenger RNA of Puntigrus tetrazona (Sumatra barb), 3643 nucleotides long. RefSeq names its product RAB11 family interacting protein 4 (class II) b (gene rab11fip4b). The transcript has 14 exons. NCBI's taxonomy places the organism in Eukaryota, Metazoa, Chordata, Actinopteri, Cypriniformes, Cyprinidae. Gene Ontology annotation, cellular component: endocytic vesicle; midbody; cleavage furrow. The coding region runs from base 342 to 1943 and encodes 533 amino acids. Gene Ontology annotation, biological process: regulation of cytokinesis; endocytic recycling. The record is from RefSeq and is a predicted model, not a curated record.
GACCGCUGUCAGAGCUUCUGUGAGCGUGUAGGGUGAGGGUGUGUGGUCAAGCGAACCUGAGUCGAGAAGUGCGCUUGCACAAGUUUGAGAAGCUGCUUUAUUCACGCGAGAAGUACGCGUUUGAAAAUAAUCAGCAGAAGGAUACUCUCCUUCUUCCUUGGCCGUGGAUUACGGUAGUUAAGGACUUCAACGGGAGCUUUAUGGUGGAUGGGACCUCACCUGUUUGAUUUUGAGUUGGACGGCAUCAGUGGAUAUUAGAAGUGGACUGUGAGGAGAGGAAGAGAUCAUGGACGCUCUGUGAGAGACAGGUACAGUGAGGACAGUUCGGGCUGCUAUUUAUCAUGUCCGUUCAGGAGUGCCCAGAGAGUUUGAUGCUUGAGGAUGAGGAGGGUGAGGAAGGCAGAGGGGUGGAGAGAGAGUCGGACAGAGACAGUGCAGUAGACAGCACUCUGUCGUCAGAGAUAUCGGAUGGAGGGAGAACUGGAGAAAAAGAAGAAAGGAUUGGGCUUUGCCUCCCAGAUGAAAAGUGUGGUCAGAUGUAUAACCGCUCUGAGACUUCUGAUCACUCUACACGUUCAUCUGCCUCAUUAAAUGAGGAGCAGUUUGAGGACUAUGGAGAAGGAGAGGAUGGAGACUACAAUCCAGGCAGCCCCUGUCCAGACGAUGAGAUCCGCAUCAAUGGGUGUUCAGAUCUGGGCUCUUCUGUGUCCUCUAGCGCUGGUCAGACUCCUCGGAAGAUGCGCCAUGCUGGUGACCAGAUGGAUGUUUUUUGCUCUCAGUGUUGUAAGAGGGUCAGUCUGCUCAAUGAUCUGGAGAACAGGCUGAAAAACCUCAAAACCAACAGCCCGAACAGAAAGAUCUCCAGCACUGCAUUUGGAAGGCAGCUGCUCCACAACAGUAACCUCAGCAGUAGCAACGGCAGCACAGAGGAUUUGUUCCAUGACAGCAUUGACUCCUGUGAAGCAGACAUCACUGAGAAGGUGAGUUACUUGGACAAGAAAGUGACAGAGCUGGAAAAUGAGAUUCUUAUGAACGGGGAUGUGAAGUCGAAGCUGAAACAGGAAAACAUACAGCUGGUUCACAGGAUUCACGAGCUGGAGGAGCAGCUGAAAGACCAGGAGACUAGAGCAGAGAACAUGAUGGAAGAGGAGCUCAGGAGACACAGAGAGGCCUACAGCCGACUGGAGAAAGACAAAGACACACAGAUAGAGCUGCUCACAAAUAGAGUACACCAGCUAGAGGAGGAAAAUGGAGAGAUGGCAAUAAGCAUGAACAGACUGAAAGCCCAGACAGAUAAACUGGAUGAGGAGAGGCAGAGGAUGACAGAUAAGCUGGAGGAUACAAGUUUGCGGUUGAAGGAUGAGAUGGAUCUGUACAAGAAGAUGAUGGACAAGCUACGACAGAACAGAAAUGAGUUUCAGAGGGAAAGAGAUACUAUGCAGGAGCUAAUCGAGGACCUUCGGCGAGAAUUGGAGCACCUCCAAAUAUACAAGCUGGAGGCAGAGAGAAUGGGGCGUGGCCGCAGAUCUUCCAUUAGCCUAUCAGAAUACAGCACUCGAACACGUGAGAGUGAGUUGGAACAGGAGGUCAAGAGACUAAAACAGAGGAACGUUACCAGGGACAUGCCCUUUGACCUCCAGCAGCUUGUGUCUGCUCGGGCACAACUCUGUCAGAGUCUGAUGGAGAACCAGAAACUGAGGGAACAGAAUGAAGAUCUAAAUGGUCAACUUCUCAGUCUGAGCCUCCAUGAGGCCAAAAACCUGUUUGCCACCCAGACAAAAGCACAGUCUCUGGCCAUGGAGAUUGAUCAUGCGUCCCGUGACCAGUUGAUGGAAGCCCUCAAGGAACAAGAGGAGAUAAACUUCCGACUCAGGCAAUACAUGGACAAGAUCAUUUUAUCUAUUCUGGACCACAAUCCGUCUAUUCUGGAAAUCAAAAACUAAAAGCCUGUCAUAAGCUGUUUGGAAAGCCGACCGUGGAUCUGGAGCUCCCCCUGAGGAAGCGCUGAACCUCAAAUGACUUGUGCCUCUGAAUGCACAAUAAGAACAAUGUGCUGGUGUUUUGUGCACCUUUCUCAUGCUACAAUAUACUGGUGAAAUAUUUCAUGCACUUUUAUAGGGCAUUUUUUUGCUGCUCUGUACAACACAAGGGAGUUUUUCACUGGAAUGUCAUUAUGGUUACUGAAUUGCACCAACUAAUAUGUGAAUGUAUGACACUGGAUGUUCACAGAGUGUAUGUGCAUUAUAUGGACUGUGAAUGUUUGCUGAGUUUGCACUAGGGAUGUGAUGAGAGGCUGAACGAUGGGAAAAAAAUUACUUAUUUGAUGGCCAUCCAAGCCUGUCCCAUUCAGAGUUGCUGAGUAUCGGAGAAAAGAGAUUUUUGUGGGUGUAAUUGUAAUGAUUUUGGUCGGAGAGUUUUUCGACUGUCUUCCUAUUAUAAAUGGCAUGUGAGGGAACGAUGUAAGGAGAGACUAAUUCGGAGAAUAGAGAGGUAAUUGAAACUCGAACUGGAACUUGAUAACACUGCCUGUUGUAAAAGAAAUCCAUUUUAGAGCAGGGCGAUGCUCUAGUCUGUGAUAGCGAUGCGACUGUUGCUCAUUCUGACAGUACGUGCAGUAUGUGUGCUUCAAAAGUGAAAAUUCAAGAGGCCGAAUGUAAAAUGUCGUUGUGAAUGUAACAAACAAGUAGUAUUUCAGGUUAUUUAUGGGCUUUAGCGUAAUAGUUUAAGACUUGUCUGUUCAUCAGCUUUAUCAGCAAUUCUGUUCUUAAUAGCCUUAAAAGGACUUGCACUUGUUCUUCCAAACUAAAAUAUUAAUUUAAAAUGGCACGAUUCUUGAAUUUUCUACAAUGUGAUUUAAAUACAAAUAAACAUCAUAUAAUACAGGUCUAAAACGCAAAGACAACAUCUGUAUUCCGGUCACAGGAAGGUUUCAUAUUUCGAAUGUCAGAUUUUUAAAAUAGUAAUUUUUUUUAAAGAGUAUUCCUAAAAGUGUCCAUCCACAGUUCCACAUUUCUCUUUUUCAUUCAGUAGAUUAAUAAAAAGUGAUUGAUUGACUCCGUGCUAAAAUAGGCCUACAUUAAGUAUGUGAUUCUGUAGUAUUUCCUUGUAGUAUUUGUGUUUUUCACUCAUUAGUUAAAAUCUCAAGUAAAACCUUUUUUUAGUCACAAAUUAAAUAAUCGCUGAGCUACAUUACACUUUAUAUUUGUGUGGGAUUUUUAAAGACUUGUACCACUCAGUUUUUAAUUUGUUUCUCAGUUUUUCAGUUUAUUUUGUGAAUACUUAAUUGUAGUCUGAUUCUUUCUUGCUCUCUAUAUGUAUGAAGGAGGCUCUGGAGAAGGUGACAGUAUUAGUUUUGCUUGUUCAUGAGAGCGACUAACUCCGUGGCUCAUGAUGUCCCGACACGCUUCAGAAAAGGCUAUCUUUACGCUUGCAUAAAAUGUACAUUGAAUUUAAUUUUCUGCAUAAGAUCAAUCUGAAAUGCCUUAGCAAUACUUAAGACUGUGGGCUUUUUUUUCUGUUUCAGAUCUAAAUUAGAUCAACAUGCAUAAAGGCAUUCACUUUUGCAUGACAGGUGUUAAAGAAUUUUCAGAACUUUGAAUAUCUAACAAACUGAUCUUUUAAAAUAAAACCAUAUAAAAUUCAA